This is a messenger RNA of Scheffersomyces amazonensis, 1321 nucleotides long. RefSeq lists its product as uncharacterized. The transcript has a single exon. Gene Ontology annotation, biological process: RNA methylation. Gene Ontology annotation, molecular function: rRNA (uridine-2'-O-ribose)-methyltransferase activity. Gene Ontology annotation, cellular component: mitochondrion. The record is from RefSeq and is a predicted model, not a curated record. Bases 127 to 1164 code for a protein of 345 amino acids. Lineage: Eukaryota; Fungi; Ascomycota; Pichiomycetes; Serinales; Debaryomycetaceae.
AUGCUCGCGUAAAUAUCAUCAAUAUCAUAAUCAAUAUGGGGUGGUUGCAAUACGUGUAUCAAUAUAUAUAUAUAUAUAUAUAAUUAAGCUAAGCUCAGGUAGCAAAACAUUAAGCUUUUAUUUAAGAUGUACAUAUCUAAAGUACUAAGGUAUGGGCUUAUACUACCUCGAAAUCUAGUCCGAAACUUUUCGGGAUCUGCUUCAUUAGCAGCCAGUAGUGGAAUUGUUGAAGAUAUAAAUGAUCCACAUUACUCCAAACGACAGCAAAUACUUGAUAAUCUGAAUUAUUGGACUCUUACUGAUAUUUCUCGUAUAGAUAAACAGUUUAAUAUAUUUAAUAGGAGUGUUCGAAAAGUUCUUGAUUUAGGAUUUAUGCCCGGGAAUUGGACAGAUUAUGCUAAAAAACGACUACUUCAAUUUCAUGAUUUAGAUGAAGAACAUUUUCAUAAUAAAUGUCAUAUAGUUGGAUUUGAUUUAUUAUAUGGAACUCCACCUCCUGGUAUAUCAUCAAUUCAAGGUAAUAUAUAUUCAAAAUUAUCUCAUGAAAAUAUUUUAAAUCAUUUUAAAGAGAUUGCCUUACGAGAUAUUCUUAAAACUGGAAUAGUUCGAGAAGAUUCUGAGAAUUCAUAUUAUUAUAAAGAAUUAAAUGAAUCAUUACUAGAACAUGAAGUUCAAUUAAUUAAUUCAUCAUUAAAUAGAAUAAAUACUACUUGGGAUGAUCAAAGUUUAACUAAGAAGAAACAAAUUGCUAAUAAAUUAUUAAAAACAAUUGAUUAUAGACCUGAUGUUAUAUUAUCUGAUUUAGGUAAACCAUUUAUUCAAGCUGGUGGAUUUUAUAGUCAUACUAUUACUAGACCCCAUCAAAGAAUUGCAUCUAAUGCUCCAAUAAAUCGUAUAUCUGAUAAAUAUAAUAAAUCAGGAAUUGAUCUUGCUGAUGCUUCAUUAAUGGUGGUAUGUAAUACAUUAAAACCUCAUUCAAAAUUCGUUGUAAAAAUUAAUGGAAUUAAUAUUAAUGAUCCAGAACUUAAUUCUUAUAAGAAGAAACUUUAUAAAGUUUUUAAUGAAGUUAAUAUGUGGACUCCUAAUGAAAGUGCUGAAAUAUUAUACUUUGUAGGUUCUGAUAAGAAACAUGAUAGUAGAUACGAUGUUAACGAAAUAUUUUAAUUGUACAUAGAGACCUCUUUUACUAUAGGUAACUUAUUUUAAAUUGAUGUAUAUGAGAAAUAAACUAUAAAAAUGAUUUUUGGAAUGAAGGACUCUACUCAUCUUUAGAGUCUUCUUCAACAGGUUCUUCUUCUUCUUCAACAGGUUCUUCUUCUUC